Scheffersomyces amazonensis is the source of this 1128-nucleotide messenger RNA. RefSeq lists its product as uncharacterized. Gene Ontology annotation, biological process: endoplasmic reticulum calcium ion homeostasis. The transcript has 2 exons. NCBI's taxonomy places the organism in Eukaryota, Fungi, Ascomycota, Pichiomycetes, Serinales, Debaryomycetaceae. The coding region runs from base 1 to 1128 and encodes 375 amino acids. Gene Ontology annotation, molecular function: calcium ion binding. The record is from RefSeq and is a predicted model, not a curated record. Gene Ontology annotation, cellular component: endoplasmic reticulum.
AUGAUUGCUACUAUUGCAGCUUCGGCUAUGUUCCUUACUGGAGCUUUAGCAGAAGGUGAAGAAGUUAAAAAGGCAUACUAUCAGUAUACAUAUGAAGAAUUGAAUAGUUUAACAAUUUUCCAACGUGCUUUACUUAAUGAUUGGAGAUUGGAAGGAUUCACUCUUGCAUUCAUUACCUUAUUUGUUUUAUUAUUCCUUGCUGGUGAUAUCUAUAAUAAAAGAUUAGUUGUUAGGCUAUUAGAAAACUUGAAAGGUUCAUUUGAAAAGAAUUUUUAUCAAUAUGGUGUAAAUCCAAAUACUCUUUAUAUUAAAGAUAGUUCUGAAAAUUAUUCUUCUUAUGCUACCGGUAGAGUUAACAUUGCAAAAGUUAAUAUCCUUUUCAAAUUAAAACCAAGACAUAAUCUGUUUGUUUGGAUCUUAGAAACCAUUUUAUCAUUUUUUACUGUAAGUGUACCUUAUCCAACUGAUAGAGUUGAUUUCGUUAUUACUCCAUCUUCUGAUGCUGAAUAUGAUAAUUUUAUUGCUGCUAUUGUUUCUAAAAUUGGAAUGAAUGAUUAUAGAAAAUUAAAUUACUUUUUAUCUUUAACCAAGACUUCUGAUUCUCCAAAUUUACCACAAUCUUUUGUUUAUAUGAGUGAAGCCAAUGAAUUCCAAGAGAAAAUUACUACUCCUGAUUUAAAGAAAGCUUUAACUUUAGAAUCUGCUUCUUUUAUUAGAUAUCUUGCUGUUACUGAUCAACCAGCUGAACAUCCUGAAUCUCUUCAUGAAAUGACUCCAAGAAGAAAAAUCAUUUUAUCUACUGAUGUCACUUCAAAUGUUGAACAAAUUAAACAAAUUGGUAGAGUAUUAGAAGCUUUAUUCCAAUUAGUUGAUAAAUUAGCUGCAAAGGAAAUUAGUUUUAAAGCUGAAGCUGUAAAGAAAGUUGUUAAAACAAGAGAUCUUGAAAUUGCUAAACUUCAAAAGAUUGAAGAAGAAAUUAAGCAAGAAAAAUUGGCUGAUGAAAAGGCUAAAUUAAAGAGAGAAGAAAGAGAUAAGUUAAGAAAUUCUAGUAAAGAUGAACAACUUAAAGCUGAAAAGAGAGCUCAAGAAAGAAGAGCUAGAAAACAACAAAAGAAACUUAGAGCUUAG